AUGGCUGUAGCCCGCCAGGCUCCUCUGUCCAUGGGAUUCUCCAGGCGAGAAUACUGGAGUGGGUUGCCAUACCCUCCUCCAGGUGACCUUCCCCACCCAGGGAGCGAACCCGCAUCUCUUACAUCUUCGGCCUCAGCAGGCACGUUCUUUGCCACUAGCACCACCUGGGAAGCUCAUCGGAAUCAAGGGACACCUCAAAACCAGGCUCUCCCGCAGCCUUACGGGAAGGUCCCAGGCUCCUGUUCACGUAAAGUUCAGGUGGCAUUGGGGGCUGAGCCGACCGCCCCCACCCACCUCGCUUACUGGGCGUGUGGCAGACAGGGUGUGAGACACAGGGGACAAGAGUUGGAGGUGGGGUGA
Rangifer tarandus platyrhynchus (Svalbard reindeer) is the source of this 360-nucleotide messenger RNA. Lineage: Eukaryota; Metazoa; Chordata; Mammalia; Artiodactyla; Cervidae. The record is from the annotation of a GenBank genome assembly.